AUGCUCCUAGCCCAUUACACUAACCCUCCAUUGACACGGCGCUCACCUCAAUCGUUAACCUCACCACUGACCCUAACGAACCUAAAGUAUUCCGAAUAUAUAAACAAAUCGUUUGAAUACUCCGGUCUACUUAGUGUUCUACUAUAUGAGAGUUUAAAGAUGGCCUAUGAACUUCCGAACAAUCUCAACCUAGUGAACGAGGACUCUGUCAAUGGUCUUUGGAAUUCAAUCCUUGGUCAUUACUAUUUUCCGUAUCCCGAUUAUAUCAUCAAGCCAGAGGGCAGGAUCGAAAGCGUCAGAGGGGCUAAUCUCAGAUUUGCCGAUCUUGUCGUGUGUGACCCAAACGGAGUGCAUAAACUGGUCUUUGAAGGGAAGAGGCAUGGACUGGGGGACAUCACGAAGGCGGAUGCUAUCCAACAGGCCACAGCCUAUGCGCAAGGUUGCAAUGUCAGAUUCGCCAUUGUCGCCAGCGGCAGAGAGGUAACCUUUCUUCAGGUCGAUAACCAGGGGUCUGCGGUACUCGUUCCCCCAGGCACGACCUUCGCCGGCUGGAUAGAUAUGGUUGAUAAGAUAAGUAUGGUUGAUCAGAGACUGAAAUACAUCAAAAUGAUGAUUGAGAUGGCUCAUUGA
Morchella sextelata is the source of this 630-nucleotide messenger RNA. RefSeq lists its product as uncharacterized. NCBI's taxonomy places the organism in Eukaryota, Fungi, Ascomycota, Pezizomycetes, Pezizales, Morchellaceae. The coding region runs from base 1 to 630 and encodes 209 amino acids. The record is from RefSeq and is a predicted model, not a curated record. The transcript has 4 exons.